GCCCCGAGCCGCCAUUGCCAGGCCUGUGUUACCGCGCUGCCACUGCUCUCGGUCCUUUCGCUGAGCAGAGGGGGGCGAUCGGCCUGAUAGGGCUGCCCCCAACUGAACUCGCAUCUCCCCACGGAUAGGCAACUCUCCGGCCGGCCCAACCCGCGUCGGUGGCCCCUGGGCCCCGAGGGGCAGCCUGAGCUCGGGGCCUCCCACAAGAGGGACCUGCGCCCAGGAGAACCCAAUCUCAGAGGCUCCCGUGGGCACGAUCAGCCUCGCACCUACGGGUUUCUGAGACCUCUUCCUGUGCCUACAGUGCUUCUUUCCGCGUUCCCGAGGAGCCUGGUCAGGUGGUUGGACGAACAAGUCGAGCGCACGGUCCCCAAACAGUACAUCUGCCGGCGGCCCCGACCCAGCGGGAGAAGUGGACAUGAGGUUGGCAGGCCCCCUCCGCAUCGUUGUCCUGGUUGCGACUGUUGGCCUCACCUGGAUCGUAGUCAGCAUCCUCCUGGGUGGGCCUGGCAGUGGCUUUCCUCGCAUCCAGCAGCUCUUCACCAGCCCAGAGAACUCAGUGACCGCAGAGCCGCGGGCCAGGAAGUAUAAGUGUGGCCUGCCCCAGCCAUGUCCUGAAGAGCACCUGGCCUUCCGCAUGGUCAGCGGGGCUGCCAACGUCAUCGGACCCAAGAUCUGCCUCGAAGACAAGAUGCUCAUGAGCAGUGUCAAGGACAAUGUGGGCCGCGGACUGAACAUUGCCCUGGUGAAUGGGGUCAGCGGUGAGCUCAUCGAGGCCCGGGCCUUCGACAUGUGGGCAGGAGAUGUCAACGAGCUACUGAAGUUUAUUCGGCCACUGCAUGAAGGCACUCUGGUGUUCGUGGCAUCCUAUGACGACCCAGCCACCAAGAUGAAUGAAGAGACUAGGAAGCUUUUCAGCGAUCUGGGCAGCAAGAACGUCAAGGACCUGGCCUUUCGGGACAGCUGGGUGUUUGUGGGGGCCAAGGGUGUGCAGAACAAGAGCCCCUUCGAACAGCACGUGAAGAACAGUAGGCACACCAAUAAGUACGAAGGCUGGCCUGAGGCGCUGGAGAUGGAAGGCUGCAUUCCUAGGAAAACCACGGCCAGCUAGCCAACUGGGCCCAACGACCAGGCUGAGGGAAGCUGCGUGUGCCCGGCCCAGGAGGAGGCGGCAGCAGAGCCAGCGCAGGGCUGAGUCCCAACCCCACACCUGGCCAGGAGUGUUCUCUCGCUUCAACACGUCAGGGCUCCAAGGCGGUGACCAGUGUGUGAUUGGUGGCGGGGACUGCAAUAGCCAGCCUCAUCGUGGUUUGUCAGGGGAGCCCAGGUACCCAUCUCCUUCCCUUCAUAAGGCUGCUUUCCCUAGUCAGCUCCCACCUAAUUCCCAAGUGCCCUCAGGCACAAGGCCCUGGGUGCUUGGCACCUCACGGCUGGUUGGGCAUCGACCAGAACCUCUGCCCCAGAGCCGCUCGCUGCUCGGCAGGCUAGUCCUGUUUCCAAUGCGAUUCCUUCUGGCGACUGUGGCAAGGGACCUGGCUGCCUCUUGCCCCAUUCUCUGCAGGAAGGGGCCGCCCUAGAGCCUGGCUGGCGGGAUGGUAAGGUAGUUAUUCUGGUCACGGUCCCUACUGCAAUGCAAGGCAGCUCCUGCAGUUUGUCAGAGGGCCUGCCUUCUAGAUGACCUCUUAAUAAAUUGGUGCCCCACAGUGGAACGAAGUGCAUUCAGCACAGAGUCGGAAGUGAUGUUGUCCUUAGGGGAAGGGACAUGUCCCGACCUACCCCUGCAGCCUUUGUCUCCAAGACUCCUGCCACAGACAGGUCCUGCUAUGACUGAGCUGCGACUCCCCGUAUCCCUGCCUGGGAAAGACAGUUCUGCCCUCCUGGGGCUGCGGGAAACCCACGGACUCCCUCCGACACAGCACAGACCUGUAGGGACUCAAAUGGGGAUUAGAAGCAGCCCAGGUGCCCCGCCACUACACCCGGCCUCCCUGAGAACUAGUGUGUCUCUCCAAUGCACUCAACUUUGGGUGCCUUUGAAAUCAGGGCUGCGAAGGGCAGAGUUGCAUGGCCUACUUGUCAUUUCUCACAGAUUUGUUGUAUUUCCCUUCAUUGAGUGAGAGCCAGCAAGAAACUCGGGAGUUUUGCUGAGAUGCCACAUCUGGGGGGGCACGGAAGUGGUCUGAGUCAGAAAAAGGAGAAGGCAUUUUGGACUCCCUAGAUGGGAGGAACUGGGGCACCAGCCAGUCAGCGUCAAGGGGGGCCACGGCAGAGACGAUGGACUGUCCUGGAGGUGGGCUCCCUGAGCCUCUGCCUUCUAGGAUUUCACUGUGGCCGGAGUGAGAGGCCCGGGGACAGCACAGGAAGAAGAGGCUUUGGUUGUGACACCAGGACUGGGAAGGGUCAGGGAAGUAGAGACUCAAGGAAGGCCCAGAUGCUUGCGCAGGAGACGGUGAUCAUGGACGCUGACACCCAGCCAGACCCUGCGGCAAGCACUUUUAUGUGUAUUCAUUUCUUAGUAGACUUUCUUUUGUAGAGAGCUUUAGGCUCACGGCAAAGUUGAGCAGAAAGUACAGAGUUCAUUUUCACGUACAUACCCACUGACACAUCAUCACCGAAGGCUCAAAGUUGACAUUAGGGUUCCCUCUUGUGUGGUAGUCUGGGUUUGACAAAUAUAUAUAAUGAUGUGUAUCUACCAUUAUAGUAUACAUGUAUUCAUUUUGUAAACCUUUUAUUAUAGAAAUUUUCAAAGGUCCCCCCAAAGCAUUGAGAAGAGAAUACAUGAACCCCAGUGUACCCACCGGGGCUACCACAGCGAUCAAAUGAAAGGGAACCUCACUGAAGGUCCGUACUGCAAGGCCGGGAGGUGUGUGGACCCCCUGUGCCUCUCAAACAACUGCUGUGACUGGCCGACCUUCCUCAAACAUUCACCAAAUGCCUUUCCCCGCACCAGGCACUGCACAUGCCAUGAAUGAGGGCUUACACCCCAGUGACAGCUAACUCAGUGGGCUAUGCCUUCACAGGGGGGUCACCAGUCACACAGAAAGAGCAGGCCCACUUGGCCUCACAGGCUAGAGGCUUGUGUGGAGUACGCCUGCCCGACUUUCCAAAGGAGAUCUCCAGCUUUACCCUGCGGUCUUCCUCAGCCCCACCCUUUAGGAGUUACAACUUCCUCAGUUACAAGUACCAAAAUCCCAACUC
Messenger RNA from Pteronotus mesoamericanus, 3195 nucleotides. It is a transcript of the gene FAM3A, whose product is annotated as FAM3 metabolism regulating signaling molecule A. The coding region runs from base 419 to 1111 and encodes 230 amino acids. NCBI's taxonomy places the organism in Eukaryota, Metazoa, Chordata, Mammalia, Chiroptera, Mormoopidae. The record is from RefSeq and is a predicted model, not a curated record. The transcript is spliced from 10 exons.